Molecule: messenger RNA, 3101 nt
Organism: Mizuhopecten yessoensis (Yesso scallop)
Lineage: Eukaryota; Metazoa; Mollusca; Bivalvia; Pectinida; Pectinidae
Exons: 14
Coding region: 363-1700 (445 amino acids)
Molecular function (GO): protein binding
Source: RefSeq, a predicted model, not a curated record
UCUUUAUUUGCAUUAAAAAUGCGGAAGAUUAAGGAACUCAUGGUAUUCCCGUCUUUCCGUCAACAGGUAGUAGCACUAAAGUAUAUAUUAGCCAUUACAUCAAAAGUUAAUGGCCAUUCAAGAAGACCUCCGCCGUCAACAAGUUAAUGUAUAUAAUGACAUUUUCUGAUCAAGGACAGUCAAGAAGACGACCGCCGUCAACAGAUAAGUUUUAUAUAAGCUACAUCGCAUGACACUUCCUUAUCAAAGGACAGGCAAGACGACGUCCGCCGUCAACAGAUUAGUUUUACAUAAGCUACAACGCAUGACAUUUUCAUAUCAAGGUAGGAUUGGAUUCAACGACAUAGAAUCCUGAAACAUCAAUGAUGGCAGAUGUCGAGAUAUUUUCCGAUGAGUUUUUCGGGUUUGCUGUGCCUAACUAUUCGCCUACACCAGAGCCUGACUUCAGCUCGGACAAUGUACUAAGCAGGAUCUCAACGUUGUCUGUGAACGAGGCCGACUUAACGCCAACGGGUACGACGCGUAGGCCUACAAGCGGUCCAGUGGAACAUGAGAUGCCGCAUGUCGACUCUGACUAUAACAACCCUGACACAAACUCUGACGCUUCUGUCACCCUAUCGGAUGAUUGUAAAAGUGUAUCAACCGAAGACAAGGAUCAUACAAGCAGUCCCACACACCACCCAGUAGCACGUGACUCUGGUAAUAGCCACAUCGAUACAAGCAAGGAUACUUCUGAAAAUGAAAUCAAUGAUUGUGAAUGUGGAUCGCCUGAGAAUGUGAAUGAAGACCUCAAAGAACGUCAAACUCAUAUCGAGUUUCAACUAACUAGAUCACACAAAGAAAAUGCUGGGUUUUCUCUGACGUCAUCACGAUUAUCUGGUCACACGAUCUGUGUAACCGACAAUGAUAACAGCCACGUGCAGCACAUGGGUCUACAGACUGAUGACUCAAUCGUUGGGGUCAAAAACGUGGACGUUCGUCUAUACGACCAUCACAUAUUGGUCUCCGUGUUACAACAUAUCUAUGGAGAAGACAGUGGAUUCUUCAAAAUGGUGAUUGGUCGAAAUUUUGAGACGGACGACAGAGGACAGAAUGAAGUCCGUUAUAUUGAAAUUAACGUACAGUUUGAAUUUCCUACACGUGGAGAUACUAUUCUACGAAUGACCGUCGAUGUCGUCACUUGCCCAUAUUUGACGUUCACCAAAAUUAUUUGUGUGGAGUUUAAAGGCUCCAAGGUGUGUUGGAUCAAGAACAAUGACCAACACUUGAGUGUCCAGGAUAAACAACUGACCACGAGUAACCCCUUCACCGGUAAAAGUGACGUCAAAUUUCAGUUCCAAUGGUGGACCUUUCAUGGACUGGAGGCUCGGACGGUCAGUAACUCAAUGUGUCCACCAGUCUUCUUCUGCGCCUUCAGAUCUUUAGACAGCAACACAUUUGUCACAGUACAGAGUGGCAAUCGAGUCGGGAUAGGAGAGAGUUCCUCUCUUUCUCGUGAUAUCUCAACGGUACGGAAACCGGACUGUCGGUUCUUCAAGGUCCGUCUGAUGAAAAACCACAAAUAUCUUUUGGAGUCACUGGUAUAUGAAGGUGUGUACUUAAGAUGUGGAAAAAAUGGAUUAUCGAUGAAAAAGCCAAAAUCAGAUUUAAACCAUUUCUACCAAAUCUCGCCAGAACUGCAGUUUGAUAUAUUCACGUGAAACGGCAAUGCACUGAUGUAAAAUUCUUCAAGAUACGCCAAGCAGAUCGUUCUGAAGGACAAACAUCACAUGAUUAGACAAACUUCCGGUGGCCGAAGCGAGUGGACGGACAAUGGCGAUCUCUCGUAUAAUAAUGUAACCCUAACCUCUACUUGACUCAUCAUGAUCUACUUGGUUGCCUCUACAUAUUAAUGGAUACCACUGGUCAAACUACUCCACAUUCAUCGUAAUUUUGAAGACGGAUAUUCUUCAUUCUUCGUUCUCUACAUGUGAUUAGCGGUCACCGUAGUCCAGUGAGAAGUCGCCAUGUUUCGUUAAAAUAUAUACAUGUAUACAUGUACACGUCGUCCACUGAUUCAUCUCACAUUGUAUCAUACAUUGUAUCGUAAAAUGAUAGGAGUUGCUUCCCCUACGCCAGGCAAAAUUAGUAAGACGCUGUCGCAAGCGACCGUCUUUUGUUUUAGCGUGGGUGCCGUCCCCUUAUCUAAGCGUUUCGGUGACAUUGAGAGACAACAGCACAACAACAACAUGGAGAGAUUUGGGCAGACGACAACGGAAGAAAUAGACAAGAAGCGACUAAACAGUCAGUCUGCCCAAACGCAAAAGGCCAACAAGACGUGUGUGAAGUGUUUUAAGGAUUUUCUCAUGGAGAAACAUCAGGAUUGUUAUGUUUUUGUUAUAUAACUAAUAUUAUUUUCCUUUAUAAAAGUUGAUUAAAUUUGUUAAAUAUUCAUAUUGUUUUGUUAUGCAUUACAUCACUAUCAUUUUAAGCAAAAAGGGUCCUCGAUGCGAUAAAUUAUCGAAUACUGCGAUACUGCGAUACAGUAAGAUGUAUAGGAGGCUCGGGCUCCACCCUCGCCCCCUAUAAAUCUUACUGACCCUCUAUGGUUCUGUAGAGGGUCAGUAACUGACUAUAUAACUAAUAGUAUACAUGGAUACUGUAUACUGUUUUGAAUAUAUUCUUAUUAAACUUAUGCCCUAGUUACAGGCAAUGUUUACAUGUAUUAUUCUAACCGACUCAUGUGUAUGUCAUCCUGAUGCUGUCAAGUCAUUCAUAUUGUGUAACUUGACUUUAGUAUAAAUUAUUAUUUACACAAUUGAUGCAUUCUAACUGGAGAUGUACUUGUAUUUAUAGCAGAAUCGUGUAUGUAUAUGUACGCAUACACCACGUAUGUAUCAUGUGCAUCAAUAAAUUACGUGACUAUAUUUAUCUAUAGAAUAUAAUAAAUGUAUUACCACUUGGAAUACAUGCAUAUGUGUAUUAUCUACACGGUGAAUACUAUAUAUAUACAUGUACUACCAAUAUAAUAAAAUGUAUAAUAUAAUGUAUGUAUAGUAUAUCCCUUGUAAAACGAACAAACUCAUCAGCCAUAAAUUACUCAUCUCAAUCUUUUAUUAACA